Molecule: messenger RNA, 1559 nt
Organism: Ceratitis capitata (Mediterranean fruit fly)
Lineage: Eukaryota; Metazoa; Arthropoda; Insecta; Diptera; Tephritidae
Product: fork head domain-containing protein FD2
Exons: 3
Coding region: 273-1415 (380 amino acids)
Biological process (GO): anatomical structure morphogenesis; regulation of transcription by RNA polymerase II; cell differentiation
Molecular function (GO): RNA polymerase II cis-regulatory region sequence-specific DNA binding; DNA-binding transcription factor activity, RNA polymerase II-specific
Source: RefSeq, a predicted model, not a curated record
AUUAAUGGUGUAGUUUUCCUGCGCCUCCUUCAAGUGUUUCGGAUUUUUUCUCAAAACCCACUGCCGCACCAGCAGCUCACGCGUUGCGCGUAGAAAACGUGUCGAUUCGUUUCCAAAGUCGUGUUUCGUGUUUUCCAUUUCAGCUCAAGGCUCAUGCAAGCAUUUAAAUUGCCAAAGAUCAAACAUUGCUGUUUACCGUAGUUAAGUGUUAAGUUUUCAGCAAAGUUAAUAAGUUAAGUGUAGAUAAGUGAAAGCUUUCCGAGGUUUUUAUUAUGCUCCCCACGCCGUACUACCCAGCCGCCUCUGCGCUGGAUGACUUGCAGUUGGCGCGCACCGAGUUUGUUUGUGCGAAUAAUCCGUCGGUUGCCGCCGCGUUGUUGUCCGAGAACAGUGUUGCCGCCGCCGCUUAUUAUUAUCAGCACUUGAAUCCUUUCCUGCGAAUUAAUCCGAAUUUUUGGUCAAUGCCACUAUCGUUUCUACAAAGCUCACAUCGACCGGAGAAGCCACCAUUUUCUUAUAUCGCUCUGAUCGCAAUGGCCAUAAGCAGCGCGCCGAAUCAGCGGCUAACUUUGAGUGGCAUCUAUAAGUUCAUCAUGGAAAAAUUUCCCUACUACCGCGAGAACAAACAAGGUUGGCAGAACUCAAUAAGACAUAAUCUCUCAUUGAAUGACUGCUUCGUAAAGGUGCCACGAGACAAGAACACAAUUGACGACAACGACAGCUCAGGCAAAGGGAGCUACUGGAUGUUGGAUGCCUCAGCCAAUGAUAUGUUCGAACAAGGCAACUACCGCCGCCGGCGCACGCGACGACAAAGACAUUGCAUGCGAAGUUCAAGUGGUUCUGAAGAUAGCUACCAAAUGGAGAAAAGCCAGAGCUACGACAGCACAACUGAUGAAUCCCACGCAACUCAUAGCGACCUUAAUAUAUUCUGUAAUAAGCAAUCCGCCCCAUUGGCUUUAAACUAUUCCGAUCGAAUCACAGAGUUGCACAGACAGUAUUUAGCAUCGAUUGCACCAUUCAACAUACUGUUUCGUAACGAACCUCCAACAUCAAAUAUCGCCACCAGCCCAACGGCGCCCGCAACCCAACUUACAUCGAGCACACAAACACCACAUGAAGUGGGCUUACCACACAUGCCGCAAAUGACACCUUUGCUAAGCACACAUCAGGACUCAAGCAGAAACUCAUUUCGUGAUUUGGAUAGCUUCGAUCUUUCAGGUGGCACCUACUCUAAUAGCAACAGCUCAGUGGAUAGUACCCGACCGGCAAACUCAUUUUCACCGAGCGCCUUUACCCCUAUUACUCCAGCGCGUAACACGCAGCCAAUACCGCCAUUGACACAACCACAAGUGCAAUCACAGCCGAAGGCGCUCGCGUCCGCUUUCACCAUCGAGAAUAUUAUUAAGAAAGACUGAGGUGGGAUGAUGGGUGUCGGACGCCGGACGCCGGAUGCCGGAAAGAAGAUUACUGUAUGCUUACCAAAGAAGAUUAUUUGUAUUUAGAAAGUAUUUAGUAUAUUUAAGCCGUUAAUUAUCCCGAGAUUAUGUGAUACAAUAUCA